UUGAGAUCAAAGUAGGGCUUAUAGAAAGAAGCAUGCUGAAGCUUAUUACUUUCCUCUCCCAAGGGGAUGCUCGAGUUGGAGUGGUCCGUGGAGGAAGAAUGUGGCCCCUUGACGAUGUUCUAUCGGCCAAUGCCUCGAAGCACGACAUGGUUACCGUGAUCAGAGACUGGGAUGCGAUACGAAAGAGCUUGAAGCUUGAAAGUCCGGGACUUGAGCUUACGGAUAUCGAGCUACAAGCUCCAAUUCCAAGGCCAUCAGGGGCGAUUAUGUGCAUUGGAAAGAAUUACAGGGACCAUGUCAAAGAAAUGGAUAAAUGGAAGACUGCUCCAGCUUUGUCUGCUCAAGAUGUUCCCAAGAAUCCUAUCGUUUUUACCAAAGCACCACAAUCUGUGAUUGGUCCCGGGGCUGCAAUCAAAUAUCCUCACGGUUUAUCUUCGCAAGUCGACUAUGAAGCAGAAUUGGCUGUGAUAAUCGGAAAACCGGGAAGAGCCAUCAAAAGAGAGAACGCUCUAGAACACGUAUUCGGAUAUACGAUCUUAAACGAUGUCACUGCAAGAGAUUUGCAAAAACGCCACCAACAGUGGUUUAUAGGCAAGAGUUGCGAUACAUUUUGUCCCAUGGGUCCAUGGAUUGUUCCAGCAACGGAGAUAAACGGAGAGGAUCUUCGGAUCCAAUGCUGGAUCAAUGACGAACUCCGACAGGAUGGUCGAACGUCAGACAUGAUCUUUCCAAUCCCAGAGCUGAUCGAGACGAUAUCAGCGGGAAUAACUUUGCAAACGGGAGAUAUCAUCGCAACUGGAACUCCCUCAGGUGUUGGAUCGGGGUUUGAUCCGCCCAAACAUCUACUUCCUGGCGAUAAAAUCCGCAUCGCGAUCGAGAACAUUGGCGAAUUACUCAAUACUGUGGAUUCGUACCCAGGAGAAUAUCCCGUAACCGCGAGAAAUGUAGGGGUUAAAACCUUUUUGGCGCGACUUUCCAGGGUUAGGGCAAGCUUAGCGGGCGAGGAGACGAUGAGAUCCAAUCCGAGACCAGGGCGAUUCAUGAUCUUGUCAAUAUCGAGUCCACUGCCGAUCCGCUCGGGAAAAGACCCGCCAAAUGGAACAAGAGCACGGCCUCUGAGGUUUUCAAGAUAUUUGGACGCGAUUCCUCUCAUCGUCGAGUGGCCAACAUUUGCACGCUGGAGAAGCAUUUCAAUGACCCCGAUUUGAAGAAGCUCCAGUGCUGGUACUUUCCAAGGCCUGCCAGUGCAAAGAACCCCGAGAAACCUACAAAGUUUUUCAAGGCUAUGAAGCCCAGUGAGCUGCUAGCGAGAGAAGAUAUGUGGGGAGCUUGGAACGUGAGUGUCGAGCUUGAAACGGCAAAGACGAGGAGACACAACUUGAGGAGAAGGUAUGCAAGACCCCGUCGUGUUCUCGAUAUUUCUUCACCGCGUAUGGUUUACUUAUACUUGUCAAUUUUUCGCAGCACCCGAGACGACUUGCAAAACUCUGAGAACUACUUUGAAAAAAAUGUGGAGACCGUUACUGCAUUGCGCGAGCUGCAAAGACGAGGAGGUCCAAAGCCUUGCAAGAG
Selaginella moellendorffii is the source of this 1572-nucleotide messenger RNA. RefSeq lists its product as uncharacterized. The transcript is spliced from 12 exons. The record is from RefSeq and is a predicted model, not a curated record. Bases 33 to 1208 code for a protein of 391 amino acids. Gene Ontology annotation, molecular function: acetylpyruvate hydrolase activity. NCBI's taxonomy places the organism in Eukaryota, Viridiplantae, Streptophyta, Lycopodiopsida, Selaginellales, Selaginellaceae.